AUGUUGGUGGCGUCCAGAGCAUCCGCCUCACUGCAAAGGCAUGGGAGCACAAGCAGAUUCCUCCGACCUCGGCCGCUGAGGCGUGGAGUCCGGCCGCAGAGGGGGCAGCCUGGGCCUUCGCCUGCUCUGUGCGCCCUCUGCGGCUUCGCGGCCCUGGCCGUCCACACGCGGCAAAAACGUCGCCUCGAGGCCGCUCGAGCUUCCGUGGAUGCAUCCAGGAGGCUCGAGAUCCGGGGCGACGAUUUUGUUCUGGAUGGCCAAGUGCAUCGCAUCAUCUCUGGAUCUGUGAGUUACUUCCGGGUACUGCCGCCUCAGUGGCGUGAUCGCAUGGAGAAGCUGAAGGCGCUUGGAUGCAACGCUGCCGAGGUCUAUGUGCCUUGGAACCUUCAUGAGCCGGAGCCGGGAAGCUUCGACUUCGAGGGUCGCUGCGAUCUGCCGGCUUUUCUCGAGCUGUGUCAGGAGCUGCAGCUGGAUGUGCUACUUCGACCCGGGCCAUACAUCUGCGCGGAGUGGGACUUCGGCGGCCUCCCAUGGUGGCUUCUGCGCAAUCCGGAUCCUGUUCCUUUGAGAUCUUCGGACCCGAAGUUCCUUGAGGCAGUGGAGAGGUGGUGGUGCGGUCAGCUGUUGCCGCGAAUUCGCCCGUACUUGGCAGCAAAUGGUGGCAGCAUCAUCGCCAUGCAGGUGGAAAAUGAGUACGGAUACUGGGGCAUCGACCCGGAUUAUCUGGAAAAGCUGCGCAGCAUGAUGCUGGACACCUUGGGCUCCGAGUGUCCGCUGCUCUUUACCAGCGAUGGCACCUUCUGGCCGGACCUGCAGGCCAAUGGUGGGCUUGACAGCAUGCUUCGCACUGCCAACUUCGGCUCGGAGCCGAAUCAGAGGCUCCCCGAGCUGCGAGUGGCACAGCCUCGAGGGCCGCUCUGCAACAUGGAGUUCUGGAUAGGCUGGUUUGACGCCUGGGGGGCACUGACCGGCAAGAGCUUCCGGGACCCGAAAGAUGUGGCGAGGACCUUGCGCGGCAUUUUGGAUGCCGGUGCAUCUGUCAACUUCUUCGUUUUCCAUGGAGGUACUUCCUUUGGCUUCUGUGGGCCUGGUGGAAACGUGUCGCAGGUUGGACAGUAUGAGCCCCAGGUCACCUCUUACGACUAUGGUGGCUUGCUCGACGAGGCAGGCGAGAUCACCACGAAGUACCUUCGCUGCCGAGAGGUCCUGGCAGACUUCCUGAAUCAGCCGGAACUGCUCGAGCGCAGCUUUCCAAAGACGCGCCGGCUUCCGGAGUCGCCUCUUCUGGAGAUCGAGGCGUCCUUGUCACUGGAGCAGGCUCUGCCCUGCUUGGCCAAGGAUCCCGUGAAAUCGGCUGUGCCCCUGGCAGCAGAGCAGGUCGGACUGGGUUAUGGAUACAUCUUAUACCGCUCCCAGAUUCCGGCCAGUGACCUGCCAUUGACCUUCGGAGACGACGUCAUCCGAGACUUCGCAUCAGUUCUUCUGGAAGGUCGCGUUCUCGGGACGAUUUACCGCAACGACUCUGGUCGCUCCCGCGAGUUCCAGGUGCCUCAGGCCGGCCGGCUGGAAGUUCUCGUGGAGAUGAUGGGCCGUGUGAACUUUGGUCCAGCGCUCUUACAGGAGAGGAAGGGCCUGGUGGGGCCUGGCUGCGUCCAGCUGGGCACUCCCUUCACGGGCCCCUUGCGUGCUGUCUUGGGAUGGGAUAUCUUUGCUCUCCCCAUGGAUGAAGAAAGCCUCGCGCAGCUCCCCUGGGAUGCCUGCCAGGGGACGGCGGCCCGAAAGAGCGCCUGGGAACGGGGGCCACGGUUCUUCCGUUAUUCAUUGCAUGUCCAGCAGCCCGCCGACGGCUUCCUGGCCCUGGAGGGCUUCACCAAAGGCUUUGCCUGUGUCAACGGCUUUAACCUUGGCCGGUAUUGGCAGGUCGGCCCCCAGCAGACGCUGUACAUUCCUCAUCCUGUUCUCCGACGUGGCCAGAACGAGGUACUGGUUUUCGACAUUGACAGCCCAGAGCUGGAAGAGGCACAAGCACCCCCUGCUCCGCGGAUAGUGUCUGAAGCAAUCUGGUCUUCUGGAGUGCUGCCCCGUGGUGCGAAGGAAGCAGCGGCGAAGGUGUCCAAUCUUUUCCACAGCUGGACCUGA
Molecule: messenger RNA, 2139 nt
Organism: Symbiodinium necroappetens
Lineage: Eukaryota; Dinophyceae; Suessiales; Symbiodiniaceae
Source: the annotation of a GenBank genome assembly